Molecule: messenger RNA, 834 nt
Organism: Penicillium antarcticum
Lineage: Eukaryota; Fungi; Ascomycota; Eurotiomycetes; Eurotiales; Aspergillaceae
Product: DNA 5'-adenosine monophosphate hydrolase
Exons: 2
Coding region: 1-834 (277 amino acids)
Biological process (GO): single strand break repair; double-strand break repair
Cellular component (GO): nucleus
Molecular function (GO): single-stranded DNA binding; DNA 5'-adenosine monophosphate hydrolase activity; mismatched DNA binding
Source: RefSeq, a predicted model, not a curated record
AUGUCCAAUACAGAACAAAACCGCAGCCCUAGCAAGCAUGAUCCGAAGGAGCAACCUGGGACAUCGGAGAAGAGAAAUGCUUUCACAGAGCUCCUCGCCCCAAAACAAAAGCAGCCGAAGCAUACGCCCAGAGCCCCAUCUGAUCGCAACGCUUCCAGAGGCCAAGCUACCUUCGGUGCCCGCGACGGACUAGGCGCCUAUAUCGCAAAGCCAGAAAACUACCUACCUAAUGUGGUAGUAUACCACAAUGCGGAUUUUGUCGCGAUCCACGACAUGUUCCCAAAGUCAUCACUACACCUACUCCUUCUCCCACGCGACCAAACCAAGACGCGUCUCCACCCAUUCGAUGCUUUCGAAGAUGCCGAAUUCUUAGCUAAAGUGAAGGCAGAAACAUCCAAGCUUCGAAUACUAGCAGCAGAGGAGUUACGGCGCAAAUAUGGAAAGGAUUCUGCGCAGGAGCAGGCAAGACAGGUAGCCUUGAGUGCUGAUCCGCCGCCGGAUGAGCUGCCGCAGGGUCGGGAUUGGGAACAGGAGAUUGUGGUCGGGGUGCAUGCUGUGCCGUCGAUGAAUCACCUCCAUGUCCAUGUGCUAUCUGUUGAUCGGUAUAGUGAUCGCCUGAAGCACCGGAAGCACUAUAAUAGCUUCUCUACGCCGUUCUUCGUUCCCAUUGAUGACUUCCCGUUGGCGGAAGAUGAUGUACGGAGGAAUCCCACCGGAGAGGGAUAUCUCCAGAAAGAUUUCAUUUGCUGGCGCUGUGGAAGGGGGUUCGGGAACCGCUUUGUGGAAUUGAAGCAACAUCUUGAGCAGGAGUUUAUGGAAUGGAAGAGACUAUGA